Messenger RNA from Schizophyllum commune H4-8, 513 nucleotides. RefSeq lists its product as uncharacterized. The coding region runs from base 1 to 513 and encodes 170 amino acids. The transcript is spliced from 2 exons. NCBI's taxonomy places the organism in Eukaryota, Fungi, Basidiomycota, Agaricomycetes, Agaricales, Schizophyllaceae. The record is from RefSeq and is a predicted model, not a curated record.
AUGCAAACACCAUCAGUCCACAAACCAAACAAGACCAAACCAGUUGAGUCCACAUCACGCUUGUGGGCGCUUGUUAUACGACCGGUUGCCCGUUCUUCAGCUGCAGAGCUCAGCGAGGUGGACGACUUCGACGAAGACGACGAGGUCGAGCUCGUUCCGUCACCGACCAAAUCACGUCUGCCCAAGUCCGAGAAGUUGCCGGCAUCUGCUACUGUCUCCGAGCCAAAGGGGGCCCCUCGCCGUGGCCGGCCCCGUAAGGAUGCCAAGGAGCAGACAAAGAUCGACACCUCUGGACUCAAUACUUACUUCGAGGUCAUGGCGAAGUCGGAGGAGCAGUCCGCCGCUCUACGCCAACAGAGAUACGAGCGCGUGGCGAUAGAGAAGAAGGUUGACUUGGCGCAGAAGAUCAUUGACGGUGAACGUGCGUCCCCUGGUACAUAUACCUUCCAGGUUGUGGAUAACGCCAAUCGCAUCUUGGCCGAAUUCCUUUCCCUUGGCUUUGGUGAUUCCUAA